GCUAAUUCUAGACUUCGAGUCUACAGAUUGACCCGAAUGUAUACGACCGAGUGCUUGUAAUUCAAUCCAGGAAUUUGCCACACCUCAGGUAUAAGAAUGCCCUGGAAUAUUUGGAUUUUGUUUUAUUGAUACCCCUUUCUCAGGAUAUCAUAAACCCUUUGUAUAGCUUCCUUACCAUCUACCGCCAUUAUGAAGACUAAAGCUUGGGAGGUCCCCGAGGUUCACGACGUUGCAGCUGGGGACAAGGAGGCAAGGGGAUAUGUACGAGCCUAUUUGCAACGAUUCGGUUAUUUGGACCGAUCCAGGGCUCCCGAUCAGUACAGCUUCGAGGAGGAUGAUAGUGCCGCACUGGGCCGUAUGCAGCGAUUCCUGGGCCUGUCUGUAUCCGGCCAAUAUGAUUCCGAUACAGCCGAUGCGAUGAAGGCCAAGCGAUGCGGUUUCCCUGACACCCCCAAUUCUAUUGCAAGUUUUUCCCUGCGAAACGCUUGGCCUCGCCGACCUCUGACCUGGAAACUUGUCAACCUUGUCCACCCAACUGUGGGUCUGUCAAGAAAACAGAUCUACGCGUCUCUCAAGGCAGCCCUUGAUAGAUGGGAAAUGUUUCUACCCAGAGAUAUGUGGUUCGAGAUGAUUCCUGAUAGAAACAAUGAAAAUGGAAAUAAUGUCCAUGGUAUUGAUGAUCCAGAUGCCGCUGAUAUGCUCGUCAAAUUUGCGAGACAAAAUCAUGGUGAUGGCGCCCCGUUCGACGGUCCUGGGAAUGUGCUCGCGCACGCCUUCUUCCCGCCUCCUAAUGCCGGUUAUCUCGCAGGUGACCUGCACUUUGACGAGGACGAGGACUGGACUCAAGAAAAUUUUCUCAUGCAGGUUGCUCUCCAUGAGUUUGGCCACUCCCUGGGACUUGCGCAUUCAGCGGACCCGAAUGCUGUCAUGUAUCCUUUCUUCAAAGGAAGGUCAGAGCUUCAAGAUGAUGACAUCGCGGGUAUUCGGGAGCUCUAUGGUGGCUAGGGUGAUUUGAAAGUUGAGUUUAUGGUUAAGUACUUUUUUUAUUUCAUUUAUAUUUCAAUUUUUUCUUUUGGAAAGCCUAAUAUUGGACGAACUCAAGAUUGUACCAUGAGGUCUUUUUAGUCCUUGCAAUAACAUGGUUAUCAGCUGCAUC
Molecule: messenger RNA, 1156 nt
Organism: Aspergillus wentii DTO 134E9
Lineage: Eukaryota; Fungi; Ascomycota; Eurotiomycetes; Eurotiales; Aspergillaceae
Exons: 1
Coding region: 190-1005 (271 amino acids)
Biological process (GO): proteolysis
Cellular component (GO): extracellular matrix
Molecular function (GO): metalloendopeptidase activity; zinc ion binding
Source: RefSeq, a predicted model, not a curated record